UAUCUAAUGCAUUUUUUUUUCAGGUAAAGUUGCUGAAUACACUAUUGAAGAAGAUGACAGGUACUAUAUUGGUGUCCUUAACACAAAUCCCAAAAGUAUAAUAAUGCCAAUGAGUGUAAAUGUUACAUCCAAAAUGUAUGAUCUAACGAAAGCAAAGAACGUCUGUUCAACAUUAAAGGGAUCAUGCCGGCUCCAACUCUUGUUUCCCAAUACUCAUUAUGUCAUACUAACAACACCCAACAAUGGGGAUCUAGAUGGAUGGUAUGUUGAACUAUCUUUUGUUGCUCGAGUGAUAACCUACAUAGCAAUUUUAGGAUUUAUCAUAAUGGUUAUUUUUCUGAUAUUGAAAUACCUUGGAGCUUGCGAUGUUGAGGAGGAUAACUUAGGAGAUACAGCUAUAAGGGAAAUAUCUGAGACUGACCCUAUAAUACCUGAGAAGCCAGUUCAAUACACGUAUGGAACAAAUGAAGAAGAUGAUGAUGGAGGAUCGUCUAGUAGCUCUUCGGAGGAUUUGUAUGAUGCAAAAUUAUGUGUUAUUUGUUACGAUGACCAACGAAACUGCUUCUUUGUUCCAUGUGGGCACUGUGCAACCUGCUAUGACUGUGCUCAGAGGAUUAUGGAGGAGGAUAGUAAGAUGUGUCCAAUAUGUCGCAGGCUUAUUCACAAAGUUAGAAGAUUGUUUACCCCGUAGAGCUAAAAUGAGCUAGGAAAAUUGUGUGAUUGUGUUUGAGAAGAAAUUUGAUGUGAGUAGAGUGUAAAGGAUUUUUUUUUCCCUGGAUAGAGUGAGUGCUUUUAUUUUUU
Messenger RNA from Pistacia vera, 801 nucleotides. RefSeq names its product E3 ubiquitin-protein ligase APD3-like. The coding region runs from base 104 to 691 and encodes 195 amino acids. The record is from RefSeq and is a predicted model, not a curated record. Lineage: Eukaryota; Viridiplantae; Streptophyta; Magnoliopsida; Sapindales; Anacardiaceae. The transcript is spliced from 4 exons.